UUUCCGUCCUCCGUGGCCGCCAUUGGUUGGGCUCAGAGCAGCUGACAGGUAGCGGCCGGGCGAGUGAGCUUCGAGGAUGGCGGCGUCCACAGCACUGAUCCUGAGGGAGAGCCCCAGCAUGAAAAAAGCAGUGUCGCUGAUAAAUGCAAUAGAUAUAGGAAGAUUUCCACGAUUGCUCACCCGAAUUCUUCAAAAACUUCACCUGAAGGCUGAGAACAGUUUCAGUGAAGAAGAGGAAGAAAAACUUCAAGCUGCAUUUUCUCUAGAGAAACAAGAUCUUCACCUAGUUCUUGAAACAGUAUCAUUCAUUUUAGAACAGGCAGUAUAUUACAAUGUGAAACCAGCAGCUUUGCAGCAGCAGUUAGAGAACAUUCAUCUUCAACAAGACAAAGCAGAAGCAUUUGUCAGUGCUUGGUCUUCCAUGGGUCAAGAAACAGUCGAAAAAUUCAGGCAGAGGAUUCUUGCUCCCCAAAAGCUAGAGAUGGUCGGGUGGCAGCUUAACCUUCAGAUGGCUCAUUCUGCUCAAGCAAAACUGAAAUCUCCUCAAGCUGUGUUACAGCUAGGAGUGAGCAAUGAGGAUUCAAAGAGUAUGGAAAAGGUUCUUGUGGAAUUCAGUCACAAGGAGCUGUUUGAUUUCUAUAACAAGCUAGAGACCAUACAAGCACAGCUGGAUUCCCUUACAUGAUGCUCCUGAAGACUGGUUUCUCCUGCACACUCCUGCCACCUCAUUAUUUUGCUUUGAAGAUAGACUGCCAGGUUGUGUUUUCUGAAGGAUUCAGUAGUUUUCUUCUUGUAAAUUAUAUGGUUUGUCACUUCUUAGACAAAUAAUAGCUAAGAGAAAUCAUUUUCUGAGGACUGAGGUUCUAAUAUACAUUCUUUAGUUCCCUGAGCCAACAGCAAGCAAUUGUUAAGAGCACUUUUGCUUUU
Messenger RNA from Phyllostomus discolor (pale spear-nosed bat), 927 nucleotides. It is a transcript of the gene COMMD10, whose product is annotated as COMM domain containing 10. The coding region runs from base 77 to 685 and encodes 202 amino acids. The record is from RefSeq and is a predicted model, not a curated record. The transcript has 7 exons. Lineage: Eukaryota; Metazoa; Chordata; Mammalia; Chiroptera; Phyllostomidae.